Molecule: messenger RNA, 2691 nt
Organism: Suillus fuscotomentosus
Lineage: Eukaryota; Fungi; Basidiomycota; Agaricomycetes; Boletales; Suillaceae
Exons: 21
Coding region: 1-2691 (896 amino acids)
Biological process (GO): protein folding; rRNA processing; ribosomal large subunit assembly
Cellular component (GO): preribosome, large subunit precursor
Molecular function (GO): ATP hydrolysis activity; ATP-dependent protein folding chaperone; ATP binding
Source: RefSeq, a predicted model, not a curated record
AUGUUUCGGCAAAACUGCCGACGCCUGCCUAAUGAAAGUUACUCGCUUAGGCUUCCCAGUCCGCCGCUCGCUGCGCGGAAAGUUGCUACCGCCGACAAUGCUCGUGCGACGCCGCCUGCGAAGAACCAGAAGACGACGUCGCAAGGAACCUUCAAAGACUUUCAGAAACCCCUUGCAUGGCACCAUUUCCCUGGUGACCCAGAAUCAGGCGUAUCUUUCCGUGCACUCAUUUACAUUCCUUCGCGUUUCACGCGUUCAUCACCUCCGACCGGCGAAUAUGGCUUGCCGAAAUGGGCUAGCUGGGUGAAAGUUAUUAUUGACGCUCUGAAACUCGCCGCGUCAGAGGACAGUAAAAACCGCCAGAAACUAGCAGCUCUUGUACGCUUUAACACAAACCAACGGGAAGUCGUAUCGUUUGACUCGUAUUUGGAGAACAGGAAGCAAGGGCAAAAGCAGAUUUUCUACCUCGCCGACAUGGGUAAAUCCAUCGAGCACCUGUCUCAAAGCGUGUUCGUAGAAAAGUUGCAUGCCCGCGGGUACGAACAUCCGGAAUUGGAAGACGUUGCAAGGCUGGACCGGACUUUGGAGAUGGUAAAUCCCCAUCAACGCGAGGGUCUUCGUUAUUCUCAUCCGCACACAGACACCCCAGAGGAAAAGGAUACAAUUGCGGAAUUGACAGACAAAUACGCUCCCCUCCUGGAGUGGCUGAAAAUUGAGGCUGGAGACAAUGUUAAGAAUGGUGCCACAAGCCGCGGUGCCCAGCAGAACGAUGCCAUGCAAGACUAUAUGAAGAAGCAGAAAGUCCUGGAAAUUAAUCCGCGAUCGCCGUUGAUCGAAGGCCUCCUUGAACAUUGGAAGAGGAGGGCUGUUGGUGUGUGGAAGGAGAGUGGGAACAUGGCAAGGGAGAGAAUUCGAGGCAAGGUUGAAGGAGAUGUAGGGGAGAACGACCCUGACGCAACGAGGAAACGAAGGAAAGUCGAGGCCGAGAUGAAGGUCUCUGGAGCGGACUGGGAACGGUUUCCGAAGGAUGUGGAUGAAUUUGACCUUCAACACGCACAAGGGAAAGGCGAAUUCACGUUUGACUUUGUGGAGGGUUUACUUGUGAAGGCUCUGCGCGCUGGCGAUUGGGUUCUCCUUGACGAGAUUAACCUGACAAGUCCCGAGACGCUAGGAUGUAUUACAGGCCUCCUGCGCGGUCCAACAGCCUCAAUCACGCUUACUGAGCAAGGCUCCCUAUUUGCUGUCCCACGACAUCCCGGUUUCCGUCUUUUCGCAUGCAUGAAGCCCCCCACUGACGCCGGCAAGGAUGACCUCCCGCCUACCAUCCGUGCGCGCUUCACAGAAAUUGAUGUUCCUCCCUCCGAUGCAGAUCGCGAGACUCUUCUCAGCAUUUUUUCGCAGUACAUUGGAACAAGUGCGGUUGGUGAUAAAGGUGCAGAACUUGCAGACGGCUCAAACAAGAAGCCACAUUACAGUAUGCGCACGCUAGCGAGAGCCCUGACGUUUGCUGCAGAUAUUGCAGGAUUGUUCGGGUUGCGACGGGCGCUUUGGGAGGGGAUGUUGAUGGCAUUUACAAGCGCCGAAGCUGUGACUGCCCUUGCACAGAAGCACAUCCUUGCUGGUGUCCGCAAUCCUCGAUCUUUGCUUGCCAGGGAACCUGGGCGGUCUGUAGAAGAAUUCAUCAAGUUUGGACCAUUUCAUCUAGAGAAGGGACCACUCCCCGAGGAUCCCGUAGAGGAAUAUAUUGUGCCAUCAUUAGUUGAGCUCGUCGACCUCGCAAGAAUCGUCUUAACUCGACGUUUCCCCGUGCUAAUUGAGGGUCCCACCUCGGCGGCAAGACGAGUGCAGUUGAAUACCUCGCUCGCAGAACCGGCCGCCGCUUUAUCCGAAUACCUCGGCUCAUACGUUUCUGAUUUUGCCACUGGCAAGCUCGUGUUCAAAGAUGGCCUACUCGUCCACACAGCCCUGGCGCCGCCAUCAAACUUGGAAAGCCGAUACAUCAAACUUGAAAUCAUCAGCGGAAAGAAUUUUAAAGUUCCUUCGGGGCGCAUUCCAGCUGACAUCUAUGUAUCCAUCAACCCUAACUCCCGGAGACGUUGGAAAUCGGCCAUCAGCGUCUUAUCAUCUGAUGAAUCUGUAGCGUGGGAGGAUACCAUAACCCUAUCAUCACAUGCCUCACCUGUACUAUCAGUGGAAAUCAGGGAAUCCUAUGAGCUUGGCCGAAUGCUAGGCAGCGGAGAGGUCAUAGGGAAGCUCCAAACGUCGUGGGAUGAGCUACUCGAUCACGAUGAUGAGUCAUUCGGUUCUAUUCCUUCUCUAAUCUGGCCCGAUUAUUUUCUCGUUUACGCUUAUCAAACAUUUGAAGCAACACAACUUUUACAUCUCACCACCGACAUCUUCCGUGAUCGUUUAUUCGACCCAGGAUGUGGUUUUAUCGCACUUUUGGUCGACAUGUUGGAACAUCGCUUAACUGAGGAUCCUGCUAUCCAAAUCCUCGGCCAACUUGCGAGCCAUAUUGACGUCCAGACUGACUUGAUUCAAAGAGGAUUCAUUGAGAAAUUGGUGUCGCUGAUGAAAAGUCGAAAGCACGAAACAAGUAGUGGGGCUAUUCUCGCGAUGUUGUCAAUUCUCUGGCACCCUUUUUUCAGCAUACAUUACGACUUAAAGCAAUUGAGGAAGGUGUCGCUGUGA